UGUUUAUCAAAAAUUAAAGGUUAUUAUUCAAAUUAAUUUCUCUUGUUACACGAGUAAAUUCUGAUUGAUUACAAUAUGUAUAAAAGAAACACCACAGAUAAUUUUUUUUAAUCAAUUCACUUCCUCGUUAUAAAUAUAAAGCACAAAAAUUAAAGAAAAAACUUUUUUUUUUAAUUAACACCCUCUUAUUUUGAAAAAAUAUUAGUAACUAAAAGCCGGCCCACUUUGCCAAAAAAAAAACAUUCCGGAUUUUCAGUUUUCUUAAAACUUUCUUUUUUAUUGAUUACUGAUUCUCAAAUUUUAAACGAUUCCUUCUUUUUUAGCAAAUCUACUGUCAUCUCUUGACAGCUAACAACAAUCUGUACACAUGAGCAACGAUUCGGGUGACGUUAACGCACUAAAACAAGAGCUUAAUAGUCUUCGACACGUCAUAGAAGAAAAAAACGCAUUACUCUCAACAGUUCAAAAACAACUCAAUAAGAAUCAACCAAACGGCACAAACGGAAUUAUGACAAGCGAGUCUACUACAGGAAGAGUAAUUGAACAUUUGCAAGCUGAAAUUGAUUACUUAAAAAAAGAACUUGCAGAUUCAAAAACUUUAAUUCAUGUAUCUAAAGUUGCUCGUGAAAGAGCUGAGAGGCAAGUUUCAGAACAUUUAGCUUCCCAUCAAACUUUACGUCUUGAAAUCGAUUCUUUAAAAAGAAUGCUAGAGCGUAAAGAAAGACAAUCCAAAGAAUUAGACGAAAAUGCAAAAGAAAUUGAGAAAAAAAAUUCAGAUAUGAAAUUUGAACGUGAUAAUGCUUGUACAAAGCUUCGACAAUCUGAAUUAAAGGUGUCAGAUUUGGAAAGAAAAUUACAAGAAGCUUUAGCUUUAAAAGAAAAAUCAGAAAUUGAAUAUUCACUUUUAUCUAAAGAGGUACAAACCUUUAAAACUAGAUAUGCAAAAGAUGUUGAAACUGUUAAAAAAGAAUUUAAAGUCCUUCGACAAGAGAUGAGUUCUACCUCAAGAUCAUUAGAAGAUGUCGUUUUAAUGGCUGGUGUUAAAGUUGAAGAAUUAACUUCAGAACGUAAAGAUGAUUUAGGAAAUUUGGAAUCUAUUGCUUCUAAAUUAAAAGAAAAUCAAGAGAAAUGUGCUCAAAAAUUAUUGAGCGAAAUCGAAAUAAUGAAAAAAGAUAUAGAAAGUUCAAGUCAAAAAACGGAUGAAUAUCGAGAACAUGUUGUAAAAAUGAGAGGCGAAAUAUCAGGAAAAUUGAAUUGGUUAAAACGCGUUGAAAGAGUACAGCAAACAUAAAUUUUAAUAAUUUAAUAUUACAUCACAUUAAUAUAAAUUAACUUUUUUUGGUAGUACUGGCUACGAAAAAAAAAGUUUUAUUAUGAAUGAACUGGACAUUAUUCAUUAUUACUCAAUAAAUCCCUCACUUUUUAAUUUCUCUCAUUUCUAUAUUUCAUACUUUUAAUUGUUUUUAUAUGUUUGAUGGGAA
Messenger RNA from Rhizophagus irregularis DAOM 181602=DAOM 197198, 1481 nucleotides. RefSeq lists its product as uncharacterized. NCBI's taxonomy places the organism in Eukaryota, Fungi, Glomeromycota, Glomeromycetes, Glomerales, Glomeraceae. The record is from RefSeq and is a predicted model, not a curated record. Gene Ontology annotation, biological process: mRNA transport; endoplasmic reticulum inheritance.